Molecule: messenger RNA, 885 nt
Organism: Carassius gibelio (silver crucian carp)
Lineage: Eukaryota; Metazoa; Chordata; Actinopteri; Cypriniformes; Cyprinidae
Product: utrophin-like
Exons: 5
Coding region: 259-885 (208 amino acids)
Biological process (GO): synaptic signaling
Cellular component (GO): plasma membrane
Source: RefSeq, a predicted model, not a curated record
UCAAUUUCCAUGCUCCUCUAUUCAUUGUUCAGUAUCCCUUUGAAGAUCACUGUAGAGUACAAGCCUGAAGACAGGACAUCUCUUGAGUCGGAUCUUUGUGUUUGCUUUGUUUGCUGCUUUUGGAGAGGCGUUUUCUCUUCUUCACACUUGCAAACGACCUCUUAAGUUGUUGGACAUGCUGUAGGAAUAGUUGGAUUCGCUUUCAAAGCUUAGAUGAUGUGCUAACUGUGCAAACCUCAGGAGUGGCAAUCCUUUAGCAUGAGAAUCUUAAACAAGCCCGGUAGUCUGAAGAUAAUGGCUAUGGUGAGAUCUUCACUGCAGAAAGUGAUGCUUUUUCUACAACACAUCCAGAGAAUGUCCGUUACAUCACCACGUUAUCAGAAACUGUGCAAGGACAUUCAGGCAGAUGUUGAUACCCAGACUGAUCUUUCUCAAAGGGCUCUGGGGAGUCAGAUCCAGAAUACCAAGGCACAAAAACUUGAUAAGUUCGGAGAUGUGGACCACAUUCAUAUAGCCUCGAGAAGAGAGUGUUUGGAGGCAGGUGCAGAGAAAUGGACAGGACUCAUAGCCAUCCUUGAAGAGCUUUGGUUCUGGGUAAAGCUGAAGGAUGAGGAGCUGACAAGGCAGACGCCGGUGGGAGAUGAUGUACAUACUUUACUGCAGAAACAAGGCUACUGUACGGCCCGGCAAAGCGAGUUGAUUGGACGGAGGCAGGAUGUGAAUCAGAUGUGUCUGUCUCUGGCUGUUCAACCUACAGCGAUGGAAGUCCUGAGCAAUACAGAGACGGCUGCGGUGGACACAAUAAACCUUAUAGGACACAAAGUGAAAAGUGAGAGAGUGCUGAAGGGGACGGAUUUAAAUCUGAGCUGGAUUUAUAGCAGCUGA